GCCUUUGCGCUUCUCUCGCUGGGACUCGCCUUUACCGGUAUCUUUGCACUGAAUCAUUCUCUGGUCAGCGUCGUUGCGCUCGGUGUCCCGGCCUCUCUUGCAAUUGCCUUUGGAACUGUCUAUAUGUUCUGUGCGGUCGGAGUUUAUGUCUGAGAUACCCAUUGUAUACUAGUUGGCAAGAAAAUCGCAAAAAGAAGGCUCCCAGAGCGAGUUGUUUUGUCUUGCGCCGUCCCUCAUUUCAUUACGCCUACAAGAUUUGUUUUCACACCUGUUCCAUUUAUCCCAACAUUUGACCAUUGCCCAUCCAAAGAGGGCAUUUUUUUCGACAAUGGCUGCAGAAGUAAAGCCUGUCUUUCGAGCGGUCUCGACAUCUCCGAGGCCGCUAUACCAACUUCUCCGCUGCAUAGAUUUUGCACAGAGAGUUCAUGUCCAGAUCACCGAAGAUGGCAUUCGCUUUGCGGCCGAUAAUUCGCGGGUCAUGCAAGGGGUUGCAUUUCUGGACAAGACUCUGUUUUCCGCGUAUACUGUGAACUUUCCUUUGUCAGAAGAUGGCGAGACGCCCGAAUAUCCCAACUUCCAAAUACCAUUAUCGACAUUCCUCGAAAUCUUGCAAAUCUUUGGAUCUGUGGACAUGGCUGCUCGAGCUCAGAAGGCCGACCAAGAUCCAUACCGAAGUAAUUUUCGCAACUACAGGCCAAGUGCGUUUAGCAACCAGACUCUUGGCAUACCUGGGACCUGCACUAUGUUAUACGCCGAAGAGGGCGAUCCGUUCAAGGUCACACUCGAAGAGUCUGGCAUCAAGACUACCUCAGCGCUGUCAACCUAUCUUCCCGAGAUGCCAGAGGAUAUUCCAUUUGACCGUAAUGACUUGACGUUCAAAAUCAUCAUGUCGUCCCGUACCUUGUUUGACUGCAUCGCCGAGAUUAUACCAGCGGGGCCCGUCAAGCUGACUAUAACAGCCACCAAGACUUCGCCAUUCUUAACCCUUUCUUGCGCUGGAGACAUUGGCAGCUCCAGUGUGGACUUUGCUCGAGGAAAGGAUCUACUCGAAACGUUCACCAUCAACGAACGCUGGUCACAGGCAUACAAGUUUGACUUUAUCAGGCAUGCUAGCGAGGCGAUGCGUAUUGCAAGCAAAGUCAGUCUCAGAGGUGACAGCCAGGGCGUCCUGAGCUUACAAUUCAUGGUGGAUGUGGAAGGAGGGAAAAGGAGUUUUCUGGACUUUCGCUUUGUUCCAUUCGCCUCACACGAUGACGGUGAUGAAGAGGACGAUGUUGAAUCGGAAGCAUAUGAUUGAAGUAGUCACCUCUCGUACAGAGUAAUUGAAGCAUGUUUGCAUGAUAGUUUCAUUCUAAUUUUUACUAUGACGUGUCGAACUCAGCCGAUGCCUAGUUCUCCUUUUUUCCAACAAUUCGAGAAUGAAGUCAUCCCUUUCAGACACUAG
Messenger RNA from Trichoderma harzianum CBS 226.95, 1444 nucleotides. RefSeq lists its product as hypothetical. The transcript is spliced from 4 exons. Gene Ontology annotation, cellular component: checkpoint clamp complex. NCBI's taxonomy places the organism in Eukaryota, Fungi, Ascomycota, Sordariomycetes, Hypocreales, Hypocreaceae. Gene Ontology annotation, biological process: DNA repair; DNA damage checkpoint signaling. The record is from RefSeq and is a predicted model, not a curated record. Bases 329 to 1297 code for a protein of 322 amino acids.